CAGUUAACGAGUCAAGCGUGUGAAAGACUUCUAUAAUUGUAGUGCGAAAGAAAUUUAUAUAGGGCGAACAACAUUUAGACGAUGGAAGUGGAUACAAUAAUACCGGAUUCUGGCCCGGCUGCGGAGCUACAAGAUGACACCCCCAAUGAAAAUCCGGAAAGUUUCUGUCGUUUGUGCUUCUCGGAGCAGAAUAUCGUGUCACUGUUUCCGCCGGAUGGUGGAUAUUUGCGCGAGUUGACGGAGAAAAUCCGCUACUGUGCUGGGGUGAAAAUUUCAAUACGAGAUGACUACCCAGCGGGAAUAUGCGAAUCGUGCGUCGCCUUUCUCGACGAGGUGCAUCAGUUUCAGAAGCGAAGCCGACAUUGCGAUGAGAUCAUCCGAGCCAAACGUAACCUGCUGGAACAGAUUCAUGUUAAGGUGGAAAUGCGAGAAGAUGACGGUGCUGCCGGAGCUUCCCAAGCAUCGAUACCGGCGGCGGAAGAGCAAGAGGAAUACGCCGGGGAUGAUUGUCUUACGGAAAGUAGUAUUAUAGCCGAUGCCAUCACGAGCUUGAACGGAAUUGGAGAACUGAUGGGUACAUUUCAGGGUGGGUUGGAGCAUCAGGUCUUCCCAAAAAUGGAACCUUCCGUUGCGGCCAACGCCAACAAGGAACAUCGUUGCAUGGUGUGCGGACAUAUCUUUCCGGACCGGGAGUCUUGGAUGAUUCAUCUGGGAGAUCAUGCAGAGGAACGUCCGUACCAGUGUCUGGAAUGUUUGGCACAGUUCCGCGAGAAACGAUCGUUGGCUAGACACAUGAAGGCGGUCCACGAAGAAAUUCGGGACCGAAAGUGUCCCUACUGUCCGAAAUCGUUCAAGUACAGUCACCAUCUGCGGUACCACAUCCGCACGCAUACCGGCGAAAGACCGUACGUUUGCGAACUGUGCAACGAUAGCUUUUCGCAGCACAUCCAGUGGAAGCGACACCAAGCAAAACACCAACGGCAACCGGAUGCGGUUCAGCCGUUACCCCGCACUGGCAAAGUUACCGCAGAAGACGCGUCAAUCAAGUGCGAAUUCUGUCCGAGGGUAUUUUCCCGUUUACAGGACUAUCGGCGGCAUGCUCCCAGUCACAAUGCAGAGAAUUUGAACUUGGAUAGUCUGGCCCAGCAUCAGCUGGUGACACUGCAGACCAUGAACCAGCGUUAACGGGUUCCCAUUACCACAAUCACCGUAUUUUGCCAUUAGCUCAUUUAUUCGAACUUACCGGAAAAUGAGUUCAGUUGGUUUAUCGAAUCGAUGACGACAAAUUAUUUCGUUAAUCAUAUUUUAUUUAGUUAACUUUCCGUCGAAAAAAAAUUACUAACAAAAUAGUUUGUAUCAUGUUUGUCACAAUUAUUUACAGGUUCUC
Molecule: messenger RNA, 1387 nt
Organism: Malaya genurostris
Lineage: Eukaryota; Metazoa; Arthropoda; Insecta; Diptera; Culicidae
Product: zinc finger protein 845-like
Exons: 3
Coding region: 82-1185 (367 amino acids)
Cellular component (GO): nucleus
Molecular function (GO): zinc ion binding
Source: RefSeq, a predicted model, not a curated record